Microplitis mediator is the source of this 5836-nucleotide messenger RNA. RefSeq names its product RAB11-binding protein RELCH homolog. The transcript has 2 exons. The record is from RefSeq and is a predicted model, not a curated record. Gene Ontology annotation, cellular component: recycling endosome; trans-Golgi network. Gene Ontology annotation, molecular function: protein binding. Lineage: Eukaryota; Metazoa; Arthropoda; Insecta; Hymenoptera; Braconidae. Gene Ontology annotation, biological process: intracellular cholesterol transport. The coding region runs from base 124 to 3507 and encodes 1127 amino acids.
UAUAGUUUAUAGUAUAUCAUAAAGAUCGUAAAUAAAACCAAUGGCAAAUAAUAAUAACAAAAAUAUUAUUCUAUUAUUUUACCAUAAAAAUAAUAUAUAUAAAUAAUAAAAUAGUAAAUAAAAAUGGAUAAUUUAAUAAAUAAUUUACCGUCAAAUUCAACAUCAAUUAAUAUUAAAUUAAGUGAUACGUCAUCAGUGUCAUACAAUGACAUUGCUACUAAAUUAUUAAGUGAAAAAUUAUUAUUAACAGCAUUAGAAUUACAUGCUGAAUUAUGUGAAUCUGGUAAAGAAUUACCAAUAUUGCGUGAUUAUUUUUCAAAUUCAAAUAAUUUUGAUAAUUCAACAAAAAAUGAAUCCUUUGUAUCAAUUGCUAGAUCAUCAAGUCAAGCAACAUUAGAUUCACUUGAUAUGACACGUUAUUCUGAAGACGAUGGUGGUGUUGAUGAAAGAGUUGCUGUCCUUGAAUUUGAAUUGAGAAAAGCCCGUGAAAAUAUAUCAGCACUUCGUGCUAAUCUUACUGUUGUUACUGAAUCAGCAACUACGUCACCAGAUAAAAAAAAUAAUAAACAAUUUAAUGAUAAAUGUUUAUCAAUAAAACCACAUGAGCAACGUGCACUUAAUUAUUUAGUUUAUGAAUAUUUAUUGUCACAAUCUUAUAAAUUAACAUCAAUUACAUUCAGUGAUGAAAAUGAAAAUCAAGAUUUUGAAGAUUGGGAUGACGUUGGUCUGAAUAUUCCAAAACCACCAAAUUUAUUGCAAAUUUAUCGUGAAUUUCUUAGUAAAACUGGUUACGAUAAACCACCAUCUAUUGAUGCUUCAACACAAACAGAUUUUGUUGAUGAACAAAUUGAAGUAAAUGAUGAUAACCCAACUGAUGAAAUAAAUGAACAAAAAGAACAAUUAAAUGCAUCAUCUGAUGAAUUUGAAUUUAUCAAACAGCAAUCUUUGGAUGAUAAAAAAAAUGAUACCGUUGAAUUUACAAAAGAUUGUAAUGAUCAAAGUAACGAGUGCAAUGAACAAAAUAAUGAUAAUAAUAAAAUAAUAAUAAAUAGUGUUGCUUCUACAUCAACAACACCCGAAAAACUAGACCCUCUUGAUUCAGUACAUCAAGAAACUCUUAGCUGUAGUCAAGAACCUGAUGAAGAUGACAGUAUCAGUAUAUCAGCUGUAAUGAGUCUCGAAGAUACUGAUCCAGGUGACAAAGAUUGGACGAAAGUUCAACUUUCACGUCUGGAUAUACCUGUUGAAUCUUCAUCAUCAUCAGUAUUCAUAAAUUUACCAUCGAGAUUUUUACCAGAGCGAUUUAAAGAACAUAUUCUAUCAUACUCAUCAGUAAAUACGUCCAGUACUGGAGUGCAAAUGGUUGAUGAUUUAAUUAAAAAUAAUUCAUCAGAAUCAUUAAUUAAUUUACUUGCUAAAAGUCUAUUAAUAGUUUCGCCAAAUAUUAUAUCAACAAAACGCGAAGAAGUUAUUCCAUUAUUAAUAAAAACAAUUCGUGUAUUACCAAAAAAUAAUGAUCGUGAUAAAUUAUUACAAUUGUUGUUUAAUUUAAAAAAAAAACCACAUCAAGAGGAACGACGAGUUUUAUUAAAAGCUUUAAUUACUGCUAUUAAAAUGGAUGGAGUACCACCAGAACCAGAGGAAUUAAUAACACUUUGUUGGGAACAAAGUCAGCAUAAAUAUCCAGAAAGACGUCUGUUGGCUGUCGAAUGCUGCUCAGUACUUGCGCCAUACACUUCAAAUGCUGUACGUAAUUCAUUGAUAAUAUCAAUGCUGCAACAAAUUUUACUUGAUGAUAAAGAGACAGUUGUACGUGUGGCUGUUAUUCGCAGCUUAGCUUUACUUGUAGCGCUGACAGAUGAUCCUGAUAAAUAUUUUCAAUUUGAAGAAUUAACACUCACGGCAUUAGAUGAUGAAUCAACUCAAGUAUUUCAAGUUGCUUCUAAUUUAUUACUACCAACUUUAGCUCAAUGGGCGUUGUCUUUAAAACGUUUAUUGUCACAUUUAAUGUCACGUAUAUUAUCAAGGUUGAAAAAUAAUUUUGUCAAAGCUGAUAAAUUAAAUAGUAAAUAUUCUCAGAGCAAAGACAGUAGGAAUGAUGACAAAAUAAUACGAUUAAUUGAUACAUUAAAAAUAUUAUUACCUCAUAUAAUUGUUUUUAUGGCUGAUAAUGAGACGGUAAAAAAUUUAAUAACUGAGGACACACCAUCAGAAGUACCGAAAAAAAUUUUAAAUUUAUGUCCGUCAAGUAUUAUGGAGCCGGUUGCUUUUUCAGAAAAUCCCGACAGUAUUGGUAAGAUAUUAAAUAUUUUUAUAACAAAUGAUUGGGAAGAAAUGUGGCCAGAAUUUGAAUGGUUGACAAAAAAAUUGAUACCUGAUAUUGUUGAAAUGUUAAAAUUAAUUGAUUUAACUCAAGAAAAUGUUUUGAAUAAUUUAUUAAUGUACAUACAGUCAAUGUGUAAUGGCUUUGGUAUUAAUAUCGUACAGCAUAAAAUUAAAAAAUUAUUUGAAGAUGAAGUUAUGGAGUGCGAACAAAAAUUAAUGGCUUUAUCUGAUAAUUCAUCAAUAAGCAUGGCUUUUAUACCAGCAUAUUUAUUAAUUUUAUCGACGUUGGAUCCACAAGAAUUGUCUAAAAUACUUAAACAUUUUAUAAUCAUGUUCUCAAUAAACGGAUUGGAUAUUAAUAGUUUGAUAAUAACUAUUAAAAUAUUGUGUAAGCAACCGGAUAUCGUUGAAGAAGUUGUUAGUGCACUUUGGGAAGGUGUCGUUCAUCAGCGUGCUGUUGUAAGAUGCACGACAGGUAAAUUAAUCGGUAAUAUUAUUGGUAAUAUUGAUGAUAAAUUGGUUAUAUCAAGAGUUGCACCGGCAAUAGUAACUCUGGCAAGUGAUGGAGAUAUAACUGUUAAAGCAGCAGCAGUUACGGCACUUGGUAAACUUAUUACUGAUUGUACGGCAAGUCAAGUGAGAGACAAAGGCAGAUUAACUUUGGAGUCUAUUGUUAAAGAUCCCCAAGGAGUUUCACAAGCUUUAACAAUACCUUUGAUAACAACAUUUACUUGUAUUGCACCAAAUUGUUCUCAGCAUUAUAUUGAAGAUGUUAUUGCACCUCAUUUGGCUGGAAUAACAGUAUCAGCGUCUCAACAAACUCAAAAAGCUGAAUUGACAACGGUAUUACUUGAUGCAUACUCUGUUCUAGUAUAUAGUUCUCUUAGUGAUCGUUGUAUCACUGGUGUUUUAUUACCAGGUUUAAAGUACUUAGAAACUUUAACUAAUCAAUUGUUACCACAUCAAAGAGAUAGCGUUAAAUCACUCAUUAGAGAAGCUGAAUCUCGACAUAAUACAUCGAAAAAUAAUGAAAAAACGACAUUUACAAGUUCACCAUUAUCAUUACCACUUACAUCCACAAACGUAGGACAAGGCGUUGAAGAUAUGCGACAGAGGAUGACUAAAAUGUUUAGCCCGAAACCUACAUCACCGGGUAUCACAAACAUAUUUCGUAAGAAAUAAAAUUGAUAAUCAUGUAUAUAAAAUUAUAUGACGGUGCCUUUUCGAAAUGUUAUUAGAAAUGAACAGAAGGAUUACAAAUUUUAGAAAGCAGUUAUUAAAUUUAUUUUGAAUUGACUAAAAAUCGCACAAUUAUUUUUCGACUAUUUUUUAAAAUUCGGCUUGGAAAAGUAAUAAUUUUAUUUCAUUUAUAUUUAUAUAUACGAUUUCAUAAAUAUAUGUAUAUAUCAGAUUAUUUAUUUAUGUAUAUAUAAAUUUUUAUACUUAUUACAACAGAUUAGAAGACGGCUAUUAUUGAUUUUUUUAAAAUAUGUUUUAAAUAAAAUACUAUUUGUUUAACGAUCUCUCUCUUAAAAAAAAAAAAAAAAUAGAUUUAAUUGACUAAUUAAUUUAUUUUUAUUAAAGUAAUGUGAGGUUUUAAUCAAUGGUAAAUAAUCCGUUAUAUUUAGAAUUUAAAAAAUUCCCAGUAGAAAAAAAUAUAAACUAUUUCAUUUAUCGAUAUUACAAUUAUUUAAAUCUCAUGAUACGACAUUAUAUUGAGUUAUAUAUUUUAAAUUCUCAAAACAAUGUGAUGUAAUUUUUUUUUAUACAUAUUUUAUUUUUUAUUAUUGAUAAUAAAAUUUUAUUUAGCUUGUAAUCGAUAAUCAAAAUAUCCGAAUAAUUUUUUUUAGUAUUUGGUAUUUUAAAAUUAUAAAUAAUUUCAUAGGUGCCAAAAUAAAUUACAUUUUUGACGUCUUCAAUUAAAUUUUACUGAUUUUUUAAAUUCUUUUUUUUUUAUAUUUUUUACUUUACUUUUAUUUUUGUUCAUAACGAACAGAACUUAUUGCUAAUGAAUUAAAUGUGUAAUGAAUUAUUCAUUACAUAUCGUCAUUGUGAAUACAAAAAUUUUACUCGUUUUAAUAUACAUAGAAAAAAAAAGUAUUUUUUGAUGCAAGAAAACUUUUGCAUUAUGAAAUGAAAACGAAAACUUUAUUAGGACUAAAAAAAGUUUCUUGACGCAAGAAAUUUUUUCUCAACCCAAAAAAUUCUCGCUCCAAAAAAAUUUUCUAUUUUUAAUUCAUAAUGCAAAAAAUUUCUUAGGGCUAGUAGAAAUUUUUUUUGGGUGAGUAAAAAUUUUUUGCACCAAGAAAUAUUUUUUUCUAUGUGCAAAAUUAUAAAUAUCCAUAAGCUAUAAUUUUUUUAACCACAACUGAAUUGAUGAAUUUAAAAAUUCUAUUUCUUAAAAAAAUUCAAAAAUUAAUUUUUGAAAUUUACCAAACUUCAAUACGAUGUAAAAAAAAAAAAAAAUUUAUUAAAUUCCCAGCUUACGUAUUUAAAUUUUGCCCAAAUAAUUUUUAGAAAACUCUAUCUCCUAAUUUCAAUCCGAGAGCUGUUAGUAAAAAUUAUAAAAUUAUUCAUUGUUAUCAUAAUUUAUAAAUCAAUUUAAAAAAAUAAAUGACUAAUAAAUAAAUACUUUAAAAAAUGUAAGAAUAAUAUUUUUAUUUAAAUUCUAUAUAUACAGUUACAUAACUAGGUGUAUAUAUUAUUAAUAUAUUCAAGUAUACAAAUAAAUUUUUAUACUUAUAUACGCGCAGGGAACAUUACAGAUGAUACGACAUGUCGCGAUAUAAUAAUUAAAUUGUCUAUUCAAUUAAUUAAUUAGAUUAACGAUCUAAUAAUAACGAUCUCUGAAUAAAAAGUUUUAUAAUAAAUAAAUAACAACAACAUUAAAUGAAUUAUUGAGCAAUAGAUGAAUUUUGAAUAACAUUUUACUUCAAAUGCAUCUAUAUAAAUAUUUAUCUAUAUAUCUUACUAAAAUUUCAAUAAAAAAAAAGAACAAUAAAUAAUUUAACGUAUUGCUAUUAAAUUUAUCGAUGUUAUCAAGCGUAUAGUAUGUGAUCACUAACCCUGAGUAAUCUACUUAAAUAAAUCUAAUAUUUGCAUGAUAAAAUAAUCUAUUCUAAUAUUUAAUAAGUUAAUAAUGCUGAAAAUUAUCUGAUUCGUUCUACGGAUAUUCAGUUGGUAUUCGCUAUUUACAUGACUUAAUAAUUACGAGCGACGUAGAUUUAUUAAUUAGGAAGAACUUAUUUAUUUAGAACCCUAAAAUUUAUUUUAAUAAAUUGUUUAAUUCUUUUUUUUUUGUUUAAUUUAAUUGUUUCAUUAUUUAUACGGAAUUAGAGCAUACGCCCAUGAGAAGCGGCUUGUCUGAGUCCCGACUUUUUCUAAUUCUUUGAGGACUUGGCGACGAGCCGAAGAGACAUUCUCAAAUGGUUUUCUUCCUUCUAACUUCAUUGUCAUCUGCAAAGAUAUGUGUGAAUUCUGUCCUCGUGCCCAAUACUGUUAUUACAUCCUC